AUGGCAUUUACCGAUUCAGAUGCCACGUCUCAGAGGAUCUCUACUAGCCAAAAUAUUUGUCAGAGAUGCAAGAAUAUGGGCAGCAUCUGCUUUUCUCGUAAGGAAUAUUUUUGUAAAGAUUGUUUUUUAAGGUUUAUUAGGGGAAAACAGAGAAAAUUGAUGAUGGAAGAUAAAUUCAAAGUACAAUAUCCUCAAAAAGGCGUUGAAUCUGUAUCUCAAAAUGUCAUGUUGGCUUUAAGUAUGGGUUCUUCCUCUUUAGUUCUUUUUGAUAUACUUUUCAAUCUUUUACUGGAACAGACUAAAACUCAUAGAGGGCGGCAAGGAUUUCAUUUGAAAGUUGUGAUAGUUGACGAGUCGACCCUCUCAGAUAGCGACUAUUCUGUGCGGGAUAAAGUCGAAGAAUUGAAAGAGGCUUAUGGUAUCGACCACAACUGUCCAGUCGAUGUAUCGUUCAAAAUAGUCGAUCCCAAUCAGUUUAUCCUUGAUAGUGAUCAAGUUGGAAGCAUACUUAUUGAUAAUGAUUUUCAAAGCUACAUAACUGGCAAUAAUAGUGAAGACACAAAAAAGCUGACCAUUACAGAAAUCCUAGAUCAAACUCCUAACAGAUCUUCCAGAGAAGAUAUAUUGGAAAUGGUCAUAUACCAAUUGUUAAUAAGAACGUGUUUGGUUAUUAAUUGCCAGACUAUUCUCUUCGGGCAUUCUAUGACAAAAUUAGCUGAUCAAGUAAUAUCCCUAACAGUCCGGGGACGAGCAUCUUUAAUAGGCAAAAGGCUCACUGAUGCAGUAGAGAUACAUAAUGGCUCAGAGAUUCAUAUUAUUCAUCCUCUAAGAGAUGUACUUAAAUCGGAAGUGGUGCACUAUUCAGAGAUGUUGCAACUAGAAAGAUUUAACGUGAUGAAUCAAAAGAAAGCCGCUGAUCUGCUGAAAAGUAAAGUUAACAAAUCAAUGACUGUCAACGAAUUAACUAGAUCUUAUUUUGACUCCAUAGAAGGAGAUUAUUCGGAAGUCGUUUCUACCGUUGUUAAGAUUGGUACUAAAUUAGACCAGCUUCGUUCAACCGAGCACAACAAGCGGUGCAUCGUAUGUGAUAUCCAACUCUCAAGUGACCCUAAACACUGGCUUGAAAAUAUCACUGUUAACGAGCCAGCCCCGGUAGUUACCGAGGCUGAUAUAAACAAUCUUAGAAUAUAUUCAGAAACUUGUCUACUAGAGGAUGAUGCUUCGAAGCUGGUAAUGAACCCCGGCUCUGAGGUGGACAUGUGCUAUGCAUGUUUGACAAGUUUACAAGAUAUACGUUCAGCCUUUAGGUGGCCAGUUGCUAGAGCAUCGAAGGAGCAGAUUUUAGACGAAUUUACAAUAGGUGAUGAUAUAUAG
This is a messenger RNA of Komagataella phaffii GS115, 1374 nucleotides long. RefSeq names its product Protein with a role in urmylation and in invasive and pseudohyphal growth. Gene Ontology annotation, cellular component: cytosol. Gene Ontology annotation, biological process: tRNA wobble position uridine thiolation. Lineage: Eukaryota; Fungi; Ascomycota; Pichiomycetes; Pichiales; Pichiaceae. The record is from RefSeq and is a predicted model, not a curated record. Bases 1 to 1374 code for a protein of 457 amino acids. Gene Ontology annotation, molecular function: tRNA binding; sulfurtransferase activity. The transcript has a single exon.